This is a messenger RNA of Chenopodium quinoa (quinoa), 1308 nucleotides long. Its product is annotated as THO complex subunit 4B-like. Gene Ontology annotation, biological process: mRNA export from nucleus. The transcript has 5 exons. NCBI's taxonomy places the organism in Eukaryota, Viridiplantae, Streptophyta, Magnoliopsida, Caryophyllales, Amaranthaceae. The record is from RefSeq and is a predicted model, not a curated record. Gene Ontology annotation, cellular component: nucleus. The coding region runs from base 160 to 939 and encodes 259 amino acids. Gene Ontology annotation, molecular function: mRNA binding.
UACUUAUUUUCCUCUAUCAUCUUCCCACUCUCUCUCUCUUCUCUCUCUCAUCCUCCUUUUGAGCCAACCCUAGAUCUCUGUUUUUCCCCAAUUUUCUUCCUUCUUCAAUUUUCUCUCUCCUCCUCUUCUUCUUCUUCUUCUUCAUCAUCACAUCUUUCAAUGGCAAUGGAAAAUCGGUUAAACAUGUCCCUCGACGAUCUCAUCAAGAUCAACAAAUCUUCUUCUGGCCGCGGCGGCGGCGGCGGUGGCGGUAGAGGCAGAGGUGGCGGCGGCGGUAGAGGUCAUUCCGGCACCGGACCUUCUCGAAGAUUCAAUAAUCGCGUCGCCAAUCGUUCCACCCCGUAUUCUAUGCCUAUGUCCAAGGCGCCUGAUUCUUUUUGGCAGCAUGAUAUGUUUGGUAAUCAAGGUGGUACUGGUGUUGGUGGUGGUGGUGGUGGAGCGUCUUCAAUUGAGACUGGAACUAAGCUUUACAUCUCUAAUUUGGAUUACGGUGUUUCUAAUGACGAUAUCAAGGAGCUCUUUUCUGAGGUUGGUGACCUGAAACGUUAUGCUGUUCAUUACGAUAGGAGUGGGAGAUCGAAGGGAACUGCUGAAGUUGUAUUUUCACGGAGAGGAGAUGGUCUGGCUGCUGUCAAGAGGUAUAAUAACGUAGAACUUGAUGGUAAACCAAUGAAAAUCGAGAUCGUGGGGACAAAUGUUGCAGCUAUGGGAGCUUUACCUCCAGUUUUUAAUGGCGUUGGUAGGAAUCCACCUGGUCCUAGAAGUGGACAAGGAAGAGGUGGUGCAAUGGGACGCAUUCGUGGAGGCCGUGGUUCUGGUUCUGGUUCUGGCAGAGGCCGUGGCAGGGGAAGAGGCCGUGAUGAAAAGGCAUCAGUAUCUGUAGAUGACCUGGAUGCCGACUUGGACAAGUAUCACUCAGAAGCAAUGCAGACCAACUAAGGCAUAAUAUGGGUUUUUCUUUUGCCUUCUCUUGGGUCUAAAACCUAUACUCUUGCAAGUUGCAACUGUGUCCUUGAUGAUCGUUUCAACUGUUUUGUUUAAUUCUACCGACAUCUUAUUUUAGGCAAAGGCUGAUAGAGGGCAGUAGUUGGAUCAUGGUAUCAAAAGCUUGGGCUUUGUAUCAGACUUCAUAUGGUUGGGGGUUGAAUACCAAUUAAUGAACAGCUAUUAGUAUGUUUAUUAUUCAGAUAUAGAUUUAUUUGCACUUUCACUGUUUCAUAUAUCUUGCAACGAAGUGGGAUCUUUUUGGCUGUUCGAAUACAAUGUGGAUAGACACCCUCAAGAUCAUGGAAGUUUGAAUUUUUCUCA